Paramecium pentaurelia is the source of this 352-nucleotide messenger RNA. The record is from the annotation of a GenBank genome assembly. NCBI's taxonomy places the organism in Eukaryota, Ciliophora, Oligohymenophorea, Peniculida, Parameciidae.
UAUGUCUAAUUUUGAAAAAGAAGAUGUUUUUAAUAAUCAAUUGAAAGCAGAAGUAACUAAAGUAGCUCAAGGAAUACUUGAUCAAGAAAUAAAAAAAUAUAUUUACAAUAAUGUUGAUGAAUCUUAGAAAAAAAGUAGUACAAUAUGUGACACAAUCUUAAUAAAAUUGAAAGACUUAAAUAAUAAACACUUUAAAUUCAUUGUUAGUUGUCUUAUACUUUAAAAAGCUGAUUGUGGAAUCAAUCUCUCAGCCUCUUGUUAUUGGGAUAAUAAUACCGAUGGAUCUGUUGCAUUAAAACAAGAGAGUGAUGAUGCUGUUUGUAUAGUGAAUAUAUUUGCUUGUGGAGUUUGA